AAAAUUCUGUUUUACUUUGGUUGUCGGAGUGACGUUGUUAAUGGCGUUGUGUUCUUAUUUUGAUGAUAAGGUGGCACAAAAUCUUUAUAGAGUUCAACGUUUAUUUAAUUGGUAGGAAUCAUAAUUUAAUGUUAGUUUGUACGCUGUUUUAAUCUUCAUAAUACGAUUUACCAUUCUUCGGUAGUUAGUCAUUUAUUAUGUAACGUAGUGCACGUUCAAGUGAUAAUUUAGCCGAGUAGUGAAUCGACGUUUAUUGGAUGUUAACUCGUGUUCUCAUGAAAUAUAAGUAUGAAGGAACGUUUUUUGUUAUUUGAGUGAAAAUUGAAGUCUUCGGAUGCAUAUAUACUGAGAUGAUGCUGCACACCCGAUAGAUUGAGCACCAUCAUGGAUAUUCCUCUGCCUGAAGAGUGUGUAGGGCCGCCUUCUGGGGGCGGACCCCUGCCCCAGAAUCUUCCCCCAGAGUUCGACAUCCCGCUGCCGCAGAGUAACAGCCGGCCGCCAAUGCCCUUGUUGAAGGCUAGCCGCCCGCCCUUGCUUGGGAUCAGGCCCGCCCGGCCUCCGCAGGGUCACCCUGGUCCGCCUCCACAGGGGCACUCCGGCCCUCCUAUGCUGGGGCAUCCUGGCCCACCUCCGCAGGGACACCCUGGCCCUCCUAUGCAGGGGCACUCUGGUCCUCUUAUGCAGGGGCACUCUGGCCCUCCUAUUCAGGGGCACCCCGGCCCGCCUUUGCAGGGGCACCCUGCCCCCUUACCACCCGGGCGGCCGCCUCCUCCCCAGCCCUUGGGCCCGGCCCCACCACCUCCGAUGCCACCUCCACAGCGACUCAUGGGCCCCAUCCCACCGCCGCUGCAGAUGGGGCAUCGGCCAUUGGGGCACAUACGGCCGCCCCCUCUCCUGCCGCUGUUGCCCGGGCCCCGGACACCUCUCCUUGGUCCGCCUCCGCACUUCCUGCCAAGGCCGCCGCCCCCCCGAGGGAUGAUUGGCCCGCCUCCCAGCCUGCUCUCCAGCCCGCCCGUGGUCGGCCCGCCUCUGCCUUCGCAGGCACAGACGGGCGAUGUGCCAACACCCCCGCAGAAAACUGAGAAAUUGCAGGAACAUAACGAUGAGUCGAACAAGUACUCGCCGAGCCACGCCAGCACAGAAGAUGAUGUCGCCCCAUCACCUCCAGCGUCCAAAGUGGAGGCAGCGCCCAAGCCACCGCCCACACCGCGGGCCGCAGUGCUGGGCAAGGCCCAGGCGAAGAAGCGGCUGCUGGCGUUCUCCAUGACGAAGCAGGGAGGCGGGGCAGGCGUGUCGUUCGGCUUCGCAAAGAAGGCCGCGCCAAAGGUGGGCCCUGCCGCCGCCGCCGUGGUGGCGGUGGUGAAGGAACCGGCGAAGGAACCCGUGACACCGGCGCCGGAACAGUCGCCGGCGCCGGCGGACCCAGUCCCUGCCUCGGGAGUGGCCGUAAUCACAGAGGAGAAGUCUCCGAUCCAGACACCCAUUCCCACCAAGAAGAAGGCCAGCCGAAAGGCAUCUGCCCGAGAAGACAAGGCACGCUCUGUCAUUGCGGCAAUCGAGGAGAUCAAGCGGGAGGAGUUGGUGAUGCGGGGCAUGCUGGGCUUCGAGAGCCUUGACCAGAAGUGCACUGGGGACAUGACGGCUCCCGUCCCGCUGUCUGGCCAGCCGUAUGUGCCCCCACCAUCGCUUGUCCCGUUGAGGUCCCGGGAGCUGGACAUGAUGGCAGAUCUGCUGAUGGAGAAGCAGCGUGACAAGGAGCUACUGGUGGAGGAGCUGCUCGCACGUGACCUCCCUGCGAAGUCCGGCAAGGAGGAGAAGACGACGCACGCCUCGAAGACGCCCGUGGCGGCGCCCGCCACACCGCGUGACGAGAAGAAGGAAUCAUCGAGCCGCGGGCGCCGGGAGCGCUCGCGCAGUCGGGAGAGGAAGCGGCGCGGGGGAAGCAAGGACCGCCACAGCCGCAAGGAGGAGCGGCGAUCACGCCCCACGGAGAUGCCUGCCAGCUGGGCCCAGUUUCAUGCCCAGGGCUACCUUUUCGAGGAGGUGCGCCGCAUCAAGGCUAAGCUGCAGGGAAGCGGCAGUCAUGAUCGCCAGAAGCAGCACAGCUCUCGGGACCGCCGCAGCAGGUCGCGGGAGAAGAAGCACAGAAGAUCAUCCCCAUCACACGACGGUGCCAAAGAGAAGGAUGUGGAAGAUGAUUCUGAGCUGGUCUAUAAGGCUCUUUCAUUCCCCUCGAAAAUCCUGUUACCUCUGUAUGCCAACAGCAAGGUUGGCCAGGUGAUGAAGGCGUACCCGAGAGUGCUGGUGAAAACGACAAAGGCACGUCCAUUGGUGGCGUACUGCCAGAACCCUGAGAACUACGCCUCCUACCUGAAGAGCCGCAAGGAGGUGUUCACGGAGUCCCCGCCUGAGAUAGUGGAGCUGAUGGAGGUCAUCAUGGAGGGCAGUGGCGAGAAGAGUGCCAAGAGAGUGGACAGGAGCCUGACGAGGACCUCCGACGCCAGUCUGUCCAACAGUUUGGCAGCCCUGCAAGUAUCCUACGAUGAAGGGGAACUGGAGGAGAACCUGUCGUCGGACGAACUGCCCUCGGGCCGGAAGAGGGAGCGACCGUGGUGGUGCGAGGAGAAGGACUGGUGCUCGGUUGGUGUGGAUGCCGGCGCGGUUGAAACGGGUGUGAAUGGCGUCUUGGUGAAAGAGGGCGACGGUGUUGUAAAGGAAAAAGAGGUGUCGAACGAAGAACUAAAUCUCCCCAAAGAGAGAAAGGCAGCAGUUGCAGAGGCAGCAGGAGUGAUCAUUGAGAAGAAGUAUGGCUCCCCCACUACUGGCGACCACAAGCCGGAGAACAAGAGGCACUCAUUGUCGGAACCGCCCGUCGAGUGCAUAAAGGUCAGGUCCAAGUGGGACAGUGACUACGAGGAGGAUGCUGUGUCCGUCGAAAAUGUGAGCAGGGCUGUUCCCGUCGAGAUAACUGAAGACAACGAGGUCUCAUUUAAGAAAGAUGAAGACAUGAAAAGGGAAGAAACUCCAGUGUUAGAGACCGAGUUAAAGACUCCAGUUAAUAUGGAUGUGAGUGGAGGAUCGGAGGCGAGCGAGCCCGCUGUAGUGCUUGACGGUGAAGAUAUUGCAGAUGAUGCUGCUGUUGUGAGCAGUCAUGACGGGGAAGAUAAAUGUGAGGAGGAAGUCAAAGAGGAAGACAAUGUCCCUGAAGAUAUUGCCACCUCUGAGACUGGUCAGAUCUUGGACUCACCGAGCUGUGAACCAGACCCAAGUCUUAACAACAGUGUCUCCUCACCCGCAGAGAAUGGUUCGGAGAAAAAUACUGACCUUAAACUCGUGUCUGAGUAUGAGGAGUUCAUGAAAGCAGUCAGUUUUGACACAGGUUUUGAGGAGGAUGGCACCACACUUUUAGAAGAUGAAGAGAGGAGUAAUGUGAGAAGUGGAUUCAAACGCCGUGAGUCAGGAGGGAAAAUGUUUGAGGAGCCUAAGGAGAAUGAUGUUGAAGUUGCAAGGAAAGAAGCCACUAGUCCCGACCACAGCAAAAAAAGUAGUAAUGGUGACACAGAAAGAACAUUGAAUGUUUCUACAGUUGAUAUCAAUACAGAAUACAAAGAAAUUGAGGAGAAACCAGAAAAUACAAAGUCUGAUUUCGGUUCUAAAGAAAGUAAGACAGAUGAAAGUAAUUCACUUGAAAAUAAUUUUGAUGAGUAUGGAGAAAGUUCACCCAAGAUUCCGGAUGAUUCAACUCCAAAUUUGGAUGAUUCAACUCCGAAUUUGCAGUCACGCUCUUCAAAAAUUUCUGAGAUAGAGCUGUCUGAAGAAAAAAUAGAGCAGUCAGAAAAAGAAGAGCAAUCUGAACAGGAAGAAAGACAAACAGAAAAGGAGGUGGAGCAAUUAGAAAAUAAAAAUCAGCAAUCAGAUAGGGAACCUGAGCAACCAGAAUGUACAAUUGUUCAACCAGAAAAGACAGUAGUAGAGAACUUUCAAGAAUACGUUGAUGUUAGCAAAAAGGUGCCUCCAAACAAUGAAAGUGACAUUGAAAAAAGUGCCGCAAAAAAUUCUAAGCAGAGGAAUGAAGCUCCAAACAAUAGUGAAGUAUUGACUAAAGGAAGCGAAAAAUCUUCGAAGGUUAGUGGUGGCAGGAAGAGUAAAAUCAGAAAUAAACGUUUAAAAAGAAAACGGAAAUACAGUAAGGUGAAGCGCAGUAAAAAGAAAACUAGAAAAAGGAAGGCCGAAUCUUCUUCGUCUGAAAGUUCUUCGGACACGGAAUCAUCUUCUAGUGAGGAGGAAAAGUCGUCUAAAUCUGCUAGUAAAAGAGAGAGAAGGAAAGUUCCAUCUGUUUCGAGUGAUGACACCAGCAGUGAUGAAUCUACAUCUUCAUCUUCAUCAUCAGCAUCAAUUCAGUCAUCUUCAUCGUCAUCAUCUGACAGGAGGUCAAGAAAGAGAAAAAAGAAGCAAAAGAAAAAAGCCAAAGCUAAAAAAAGUUCAAAAAGGAAUAAAAAAGAUACCAUCAGCCAGAGAAAAAAGCGUAGAAAGCGAAAGGUGGAAGGCAGCGAAUCAGAAGUCGAUAGUAAAAGUAUAAAGUCCACUCACAAGAAAGACAAACAGCUUCAAGUAGAAAAUUUAACUGCGCUGAGGUCCGAUGAGAAGGGUAAACGGAAAGUCAGAACACAAGAAAGUAGUGUCGAUAAAACUUGUCCAUCAGAUAAACACACAUCCACAACAGUGCACAACAGUAAGGAGGAACAUGUGAAAGACAGUAAAAAACACAAACCCUUUGAAAAUUCUCAUGCCCCACCACUUGAAGUGGAUGAAAACAGCUCUGUUGAAAGUUGUUGGGAAGCCAGUUUCAAAGAAAAGAGGGCAAAGGAAAAGCUGAAAAGAGAGAGAUCAAAGUCAACCAAGGAAAGUGCAGGCUCAAAUGAUGAGAAUGAAGAUGUAAGAAAGGCAAAGAAACGGCGUAAAGAACACAGAUCUCGUUCUUCCUCUCCGAAAAAGAAGAGGCGUCGAUCACCAUCUUCAUCGCCUGAGCAUUCUCCUCCACCAAAGUCCCGUAGAAAUUCUAAGGACAUAAAAACUCAUGAAAGAAGUAGAACAAGCACAAGUCAGGAUGAUGAUAAAAAACUUCAACACACCAGCAGCAGCAGAGAAAAAAAGAAAAAGAAUCGCAAAGAAGAGAGCGAGGAAAGUGUGUCACCUAAAGAUCACAAAGAUAUCUCUAAACAGAGUAAGCAAGGAAAUCAUAAUUCAAAAGAUACUAAGCCUCACAAAAAGAAGAAAGAAUCAAAAGAACGAAGGGAAAAGAGAGAAAGUAAGUCAAGAGAGAAAAAGGAAAGAAGUAAAUCAAAAGGAAAUGAGGAAAAGGAUAAAUCUAAAUAUAAAGAGAAGAAAGUUAGGAGUAAAUCAAAAGAGAAGAGAAAAGAAAGGAGGCAUAAGGAAAAGAGUUCGAAACUUAAGUAUAAAGAAAGAGAAGAACUUGAGACAUCAGAUGAAGAAGAGCAGGCAAGGCGAAAGUCUUACAGAAGUAGGUAUUAUCAUUACAAGUCCAAAGGAAAAGAAAAUUCAGAAAAGAAAAAAAGUAGGACUGAAGGAGAAGUAGAAAAGAAAAAACAUAAGAAGCAGGGAAGUAAAAGUGAAAUUAGUGACAUUAAUGACAGUGAUAACCAAGAAACUGAGAAUGAAGACAGUGAAAAUGAAGAUACUGGAAAUGAGGACAGUGAAAAUGGAGAAGAUAGCGAGAACCAAGAGGACAGUGGUAAUAAAGAAGACAGUGAGAACCAGGACAGCGAAAAUCAUGAAAGUGAAGGAAACGACACUGAAAAUGAUGAAAGUGACAAUCAGUCCUCUUCCAAUGAGGAUGUCGAUGACACAGUUGGCUCUGUCAGUGAACAGUUUGAUUUGUUCAGGGAAAUAAAACAGGAAGUGUUCAGCGACGAUGAUUUGACUAGCGCGCCAAGACUGCGGGAUUUAUCUGAUCAUGGCAAUUUGGUGGUUUGCAAAGAAGAGAGAAUUGAUUCUAACGAAGCUACCAGUAGCGUCGUUAGUUCAAACACAGAGAAAGAUAACACGCUUCGGCCAGCAGAACCUAGCUGUGUUGAUUCUGUUCCGGAACUAGCGCCUGUUUCGCUGGCAACCAACGUGUCGGAAAAUGCAAAUACCAUUGCGAUUGCAGCUCCACAAGAAGUUGCAGAUAGUGCCGGAGAUGUCGAAAUACAUGCUGGGUCACCGUACAUUGAUGCAGACAAUGUGCCUAGUGAGUCAGCUGUCAAUGACACAGAGGUUGUGGAACCAUGCCCUGAAACGCCUGUCGCGGAACUUGCUGUGGAUACUUGCUUGAAAAAUGCUGUCCAUGCUUUCGAAGCACCAAGCCUCUCAUCAGUAAUGAACUCUGAGGUGGACCAAGAGAGCAGCUGCUUUUCUGAAAACUCAAACACCCCCGUCGAUGUAGUUGCUUCGGAGAAAACUUUGCUUUCAGUUUCAUCAGCUUCUAAUGUGGAAAUUUACAGCACAGUUUUGGAGUCUGCUGUUACUGAUAUGUUGGGAAAUUCCAACAAAGGAGACGUAAACACUGCUUGUAAAGUUCGAGUCAUGGACGAAACAAAAAUAGAUGAUUCUGUUGCACUCUAUAGUCCGGGAGAUAUGUAUUCUGAUGAAGAAGACAACAAAUGUGACUUAACUGAUCAAACCAUAGCACCACAGAUAGGCAAAGACAACUCUUUAAGUUCAGAUGUAGAUUUACGUAGCAGAGGGCAUUUUGAGAUCUGCAGCGACAUGUCUCUGGACAGUGAAAUUUGUCCUACAAAGUCACAGGAUUCUAACAGUAUCAAGAGCAACUUUGAAACCCCUUUUGUUGCUGAAUCUUAUAAUGCAGAUUUUUUCUGUGGUUCUUCUUGGAAUUCAGUGAGUCAGUUAGGAGCAGUGGGCCUCGCAGAUGUUUCCUCGGUUAAUGUUCAGAAGACGCCGGUUUGCUUGGAAAACAUUCCACUACCCCCGCCAAAACCAUUAGAGGAAUCAAGCGUGAUCUCCAACGUUCCUGUUCAGGCUGUUGCAUCUUUGGGUACGAUCCAGGGUCAUGUUAACACAAGUCUGUUCGAGGCGGUGUAUCCUUUGUAUCCUCUGCUUCCUCCCGUGCAGCCGUGCCCGCCACCGUUGCCUGCCGUCGAACCUCCACCGAAACCGAAGCCCCCACCAACUAAAGCCCCGGUGCAGAAGCACAUUAUCACUGUGAAGUUGUUGUCUACCAUGUCUCGCCAGGAGGCAUUGUCGGCAGCGUCUGCAACCUCCACUGUGUCAAAUGAAGCAACUUCUUCCUCAUCGAAACCCGAUGUGAAGACCACUGGAGGCUCUGACAAAAUUAAAGGCAAUGCAAGUCCACUCGUAACAAAAGUUCCUGAUACUUCAUCUGCUAUGGGUGUGGAUAAGAUGUUAGUCGACACCAGUCCUUGGAAAGCAUUUGGCUCAGUGGGGAGUGAUAAUAAGCUGUCAUUGUACGAUGAUUUCAACCCCGUUGAUAGCGAUUCGCCGGUGUCCUCUUCGACUUUGAAGUUAGAAAUGGCGAAAGACAUCACUCAGAUCAAAACGCUGAUGGUCCAGAGUACCGAUGUAUGCCAAACACAGACAGGAAUGCCAGCCAAGCGUGAGCGCAAGCGUCCUUCUCGCUGGGGCAUGACAACCCCUCCCGCAAAAGACUCCGUUGUGAGUUCUGAAAAACUAUACUCACCUUCGGCUAAUGAAGACACUAUCUGUAGUGAGAAGCGUGCUGGUCCUAUUUUCCAAAUUUUGAGUGGGGAAAAACCCAGUUGUGUAUCAUCCAUUGUGACAGACAUCACAAAAUUGGAAAGUGCCUCAAGUGCUCUGGAAGAAAAUAUUUCAGAUGCAACACCUGCUCAGUUGUAUGAUCCAGGUAAACCAGAUAGUAACUUCUCAAAACCUGGUUCAGAUGUGCCUGAGUCAAACAGUACAGACCAUGAAAAAUCUGGGGAUAUCUCUGUUAAGGAUGUUGUUGUUGAUGGUAAUAAAGAGCAUCGUAGUAAAUCGAAAGAGCGUGAGAAUGACAAAAAGGAAUGUUUAAAAUUGAGUGAAAAUGAUAAAGGCAAUGUUGACAGUGAUAAGAGUAGACAUAGGAGAGAUAAGGACAAGGAUAGGCACAGAGACAGAGGGCGAGAUAGAAGUCGUGAUCGCGAUAGAGGCCGCGAUCGAGAUAGGGGUCGUGAUCGCGAUAGGGGCCGCGAUCGAGAUCGAGAUCGGGGUCGUGAUCGGGACAAGGGUCGUGAUCGAGAUAGAAGCCACGAUCGUGAUAAGGGCCGUAACAAACACCGUGAUCGAGAUAAAGAUCAUGAUCGUGACAAAACAAAAAACAAAGACAGAGACAGAAAAAACAGUGACAAGAGCAGAGAAAAAGAAAGUUACAAGUCAGAAGACAGGGAUGGUAAAAAGUCUAGUGAAAAUAAGAGCUCAGAUAAACCUACUGACUCAGAUCAGCCAGCUGCAGAUAGGAAAGAUGAUAUUAAGGAAAAUGAAUCCAAAAUUGAACCUGCUGAUGCUCAGAGUAAAAAUGAUGUACCUGACAGUUUCAGCGAACGUCCACAGGAUGAACAGAAAGGUGAAGAGCAUAGUGGCACGUACGAACAACCGCAGCAAUUAAUUCCAAACAGUUGGGGUACAUGGUCUGCACCACAGGCGGAAUCUGUCACAGAGGCCAGUUGGGAGCACUCGACUGUCUGUCACGAGUAUCUUGCGACGGACGAACAGUAUCCUGCUAACACUCAGGAGGACAGCUGGCAUGGCCGGGUUGUGACGUACCGAUCCCGGUCACCUUCCCCAGAUCUUGGGAGAGCGGCUACAGAACCAGUGGGGAGGGCAGACAGUGAGAGACAGUGGAAUAAAGAUGUAAAGAGCAUUACACAAGAUCUGUAUGAACAUCCAACCGACAAAAGGGGCGAUGAAAACAACUGGCAUGAUGAACAACAAAAUGACCUUUGGAAAGGAAGUCCUAGUAGAAGCCCUUUGCUGAGGCAUAAGAGCCCUGUUCGCAGGCGAAGCCCUUUAAGACGUAGUCCUAGUUCCUCUCGUAGGAGAAGCCGAAGUCCUUCAUUUGUGAGAGCAAACUUGAUAUCGAGGUCAAGCCGCAGUCCAUCACGAAGUUACAGUCCAUUGCGCAGGCGCAGUUGUAGUCCUUACCCCCAGAAGACCCACAGUCCUGUAUCAAGGAGACCGUACAGUCCAGCAAGACAGAGUCGUAGCCCGGCGAUGAGACCAAAUUACAGUCCGAAGAGAAGCCGGAGCCGCAGUGCCUCUUUGAGACGCAGCCCGUUGCAGAGAGGUCGGAGCCCUUCGCUGAGACGGGACCGCAGUCCACUCUCUAGAAGGAGCCACAGCCGCAGUCCAGGUCUGAGGAAGAGUCCUUUGCAUAGAAGUAGAAGUCCCGGGUCCAGGCGAAGUCCGCUUAGGAGGAACCGCAGCCCGUUGCCGAGGAGAAGCCUCAGUCCACGUUACAGAAGGAGUAGAAGCCUCAGCCCCUUGUCGAGGAGAAGUCGUAGCCCUCUGUCCAGGAGGAGUCGUAGUCCCUUGCCGAGGAGGAGUCGCAGUCCAUUGGCCAGAAGAAGCCGCAGUCCAUUGGCCAGAAGAAGCCGCAGUCCAUUGGCCAGAAGAAGCCGCAGCCCGUUGCCGAGGCGGAGCCUUUCGCCGCCCAGGCGAAACAGGAGCCCUACAUCGCAUAGAAGCUCAACUCCGAACUUUAGGCGCAGUCAUAGUUUAAGUCCUGGUCCAAGGAGGGCUGAGGCUUGCAACAUUGUCGUGAGCUCGAUUGGGGAACAGGAUCUAGAGGAAAAGCAUUACAUAAAGAACAUGUCGCUGCAGCAUGGGGGAGGUGACUGGGAGGCGGCCUCCGUCUCGUCCUUGAAGCGCAGCGUUGCGGACUCUACCAUAAAUGAUUCCGAGGUUCUCACCACUGGCAAAGUUCCACAAGAUGUGUUUUACCCAGAGCACCCGGAACUAUAUUACAAGCAGGGCUUGCCUUUGUUGAAGGAUUCCAGGGAGGGCUCCCACUCCCCCUCUCCCAUGUUCUCACCAAAGAGGUUGUCCUUAGAUGAUAGGAUCAGCUUGGAGUUGGGGGUGAGGGUCAAGAGCCCACCACCAUCAUCCCAAGCGUACCAGCCCCAAGUGUACCCGGGGCAGUACCCCAGUUACUACCAGGAGCCGGCGGCCAAGCACUUCCCGGUAAUGCCGAACAGGCGCCCACCGCUCCUGCCCGUGCCUGUGCACAUCGAGCCCAACAUGGACAAUUGGUGCAAGGUCCAGGCAGCGAUGAGCGAACAGUUGCACUCUGAGGCAGGCUACGGCACCCAGCAGGCCUACAACCUCCCGCAUGUCAGCCCGACUCCUGUCAUGAUGGGGCCGAGGCCCGGUCCCUCUCAGCCGCCUCCUGGCGUUGCAUCCAACUCUCAUGUUGUUCAGGUGGGCAACUUCCUGCAAGUGGUCCCAGCAGAGCUGCCUGUGGACACCAUGAGCCUGAUAGCAUCCGCGCCCCCGCCCCCGCCUCCACCCCCUCCGCCUCCAUUGCCUGCGCAGAAACCAGCGCAGACUGUGGUGCUGCAGGCCGGGAAUGUCUUGCAGGUGAUCCCGAGCGAGAGCAGCCUGGUACCGGUCCUCCCGCCGGUGCUGCAGUCCUCCCAGAAGGUGCUGCAAGUGGGCAACGUGCUGGAGGUGGUGCCCAGUGGUGCCGGGCAGGCCAGGCCGGCGCCACUGCCGGCCUCUCCUGUGGCGCUCACCAAGAGUCUCGUAUCCCUGCCGCUGUCGGGGUACUCGUCGCCGCCUUCACCGUUCCUCCGAGAAGGUUCCGUAACGGUUUCCCCACCUUGUGGCGAGGCACUGCCGCUGCCUAGCACUGCGGAAGCAGAACUCAGGCGUGAACAGAAGGACAAGAGGCGGCAGGAGAAAGAGCGGAGACGGUUGGAGAAAGAAAAGAAGAAAAGGAACAAACUCAAAUUGGCAACCGGGAACAUAAUUAAGGCGUUCGAGACGGCCCGCACUAGCCCGGUGGCAGCACUGGGGUUCUCGCUGAUGGGGACCAGGCUGGAGUCCCCGAUGAGACCCUCUCCGGCGGAAGACGUGGCCGCCAUAUUGAAAGCCCUUCAGCAAGACGAUCCCAAUGAAGUGGACUUGGAAGAUAUGAAGCUCAUUGAGGAGGCCAUCGUGAAGGUGGCAGAGCUCGGGGAUGAGGAUCAGUCCCUCUUGCCGAGCCCCAAGAAGAAGAAGAAAAAGAAGCCCGGGGCACCGGUGGAGUACAAGCCGCUGCCAGCGGCAGGGAAAGGGAUUUUAGUGUUUCCUGGCUUCAGGUACCCACACUCUCUCCAAGAAAAUAGCAAGGAGAAGCCUCCUGCGGCCGACGAAAGCGUGGAGCGGAAGACGGUCAAGUUCGCAGAUGGAGUCCGACCCGGGGAGGGGACUUCGCCGUCCGCCGGGGAGGACCUCCCGUCCCCACCACCUCCCCCCCGCAAGAUGCCCAAGGAGAAGCACUUCAAGAAGAAAAAGAAAAAGAAGAUCAAGGUGAAGAUCAUCCGGCAGAUCAACAUGGAUGAGGACGACGAGGAGGAAGAGGAUGUCUCUCCGCCCCCACCACCCCCCGGCUCUCCGCCGCCCCCACCGGUCUACCCGGCCGGCUACCCAGGCUUCCCUGCUCCUGGGUUCAUCUACUCCCCGGCCCCCCAGUUCACAGUGCUGACGGCAGAGCCCGUGACGUCAUCAGGCACGGCUGCAACAGCAGCCCCGGUGUUUGCCCCACUGUACCACCAGCACCACCACACCACCACCACUACGCACACCACCACGGUGCAGUUUGCAGCACCCCCGCCGCCGCCCCCACCAGCCCCCGCUCCAGCCACGGCACAGCGCAAAGCCAAGUAGCUUCGCCUUCAACGUCUGUAAAGUGUGUGCCCAUUACCUGGGCCGCUCCAGGCGCAACAGUUGAACAUUAUGAUGGGAAACAAAGAAGCCUUGCGCAGUGAUAGGGGACAGCGGAAACAUACAGAUUAACUUUUUAGAGUGAGGGAAAAUGCAUUUUGUGCGAGAAUCAUAAGCAUUACUUACACAUGUUUGUUUUGUGUGGUUACUAGAAAUAAGAUAUAAUGGUUUCAUUUUGGGAUCAGUUUUGUUUUUGAUACUGGAGAUCUCAUUGUUAUUUUCAUUAAAUAAAUAUUGUUUUUUCCAACAAAUAUGAUGAUGAAAAGUUUCCUGAUGUGUAUUUCAUCAAAAAGCGUGAUUUUGACAGUUAUGCUCAUGUGGUCUUAUAAUAAAAUAAUUUGCAGUAAGAAUGUAAUGUGCAGAUUUAUACAAUAAAGUAUUUAAAUUUAAUUGGCUAGUGAUGAUGUUUUAAAAAAUUUCUUGUAAAUCAAUGAAGUAAAAAUGAGUUUUAACAGAUUAAAAUUAAUUUUAUUCAUUUUUACCUUUAUUUUUUGUACUCACAGCAUGAAAUAGUGUUUAUUUAAAAAUUAAUAUUUCUGUAGUAUGAAUUGAGUUUUAUUAUAUUCUGCAUAAUUUAUAUUGUAUUUGAAUAAAUUUUGGUGUUAUUUUGGUUUUAUCCCAAUUCACCAUUUAAUCUUGUCCCUAGUAAUUGCACGUUUCUAAGCUUAAAUAUGAUUCAAACAUGUUUUGUUUGACACAAGGAAAUUUUCUGUAGAUAUGUAAUCUUAUAUUUCUCACCGAUUGCCUUCUGUUGCAAUUGAUCCACUUAGCGAGGUUCUACCGUACAAAUUUGUAUUUUUUCAGUCACUCUAGAUAGGUAGUUUUGUGAUUUCAAAGUUUCUCACAAAAAAUAGUGUUGGAUUCAUUCUCACAUUUUCCCGUGAUCCAUUUCUGAGAACCAAAAAUUUUUGCGCUCGUACACGCUACUUAAGUAUCGUUUAUGGAUACUAACGGCACUGGAGAAUUUUUUCAAGUAAUGGGUUUUUUAUCUAUGCAUCAUUGAGAAAUAUUUUCUCAAAAGAUGUGGAAAUUCUGGUUAAAAAAACUGAAUUGCAUCAUCUGUGUCAUGUAGUGUAUUAUGAAUUAUUGGCAUUUAAUUACCAAACAAAAGUAAAUAAUUUUUUUGUCAGAGAGAGGGGGGUGGGAAUUCUUAGUAGAUUUGUUAGUGAUAAAUGAGAAAUUACUUAACCCAUCACUUGGUACUGUUCACCCUUUAAAUUGUUUUCUCUGUGUUUGAGAAUUUAGUCUUUUUAUAAUAAUUAUUAUUAUUAUUUAAUGCUUGAUUAUGAAUAUUGAAAAGAACAUCCUAUCCCAAAGCUAUGAAAGUGAAAACUUAUCUAAAUCAUAGUUUACACUAAUGUAGCUUACCUUUUCCAGUUAUUCUAGUUUUCACUGUGAAUAUUGUGGAUGUGGCAGACUUAUUGUGAAAUAACAAAGGUUCUUUUUUUCUUUUCUUUCUUUAAGCCGAGACUUAUUUGUUUUAUUCUAGUAUGUACAUGAGUAUAAUUCUCUUGUCUCUGUAAGUUACCUUAUUUGAGUGUCAUUUGUACAGAAAUGUUAUAUUAUGGACAACAUUAUAAAAGAAGGCUGUUCUUGUAUUGUCUCUGAAAAGAUUGUUGUAUUCCACUAGCUCAGAAAAUAAUAAAUUUAUUGAUUUUU
Molecule: messenger RNA, 13617 nt
Organism: Bacillus rossius redtenbacheri
Lineage: Eukaryota; Metazoa; Arthropoda; Insecta; Phasmatodea; Bacillidae
Product: serine/arginine repetitive matrix protein 2-like
Exons: 14
Coding region: 385-11901 (3838 amino acids)
Source: RefSeq, a predicted model, not a curated record